Messenger RNA from Rhizopus microsporus ATCC 52813, 885 nucleotides. RefSeq lists its product as uncharacterized. Lineage: Eukaryota; Fungi; Mucoromycota; Mucoromycetes; Mucorales; Rhizopodaceae. The record is from RefSeq and is a predicted model, not a curated record. The transcript has a single exon. The coding region runs from base 1 to 885 and encodes 294 amino acids.
AUGUCUCACCAUAAGAAAGUUGUCAGUCAUAAUAAUAACAAACAUCACAAAGGACAAAAGAAGAAGCAGAAGCCGAUAAGUCGGCAUUCUUCUUUUACCAGACAUCGUAAAAUGGAGAUAUCAAGACACACAUCAUCAGGUCUACACAAAAAACCUGUAUACACUUCUUCAUAUGACUACACAUCCAUCUCUUUAAUUUCCCCUUCAGUCACACCACAAGCAUGCUGUUCAUUUUCACCUACAUACUCAUCUGUCCCUACAGCGACCAUUGGUGCGAGUGAUAUAUUUUAUAUUCCUUCUGUUACUGCCGUUGCGUCCCAAUUUGACCCAGGUAUUGGUCAAAAUAGCUUAACCAAAGCUGAUUUUCCAGUGACAACUACACCUAUUCAGAUGGUUAUCCUCAUUGUUGGUCUCGUCAGCGGUACUGCUUUUAUUGCUGCUGCAAUGUUUCUUGUCGUACGUAAAAAAAGAACAGCCUUCGGUGACAACAAAAAGGGCUCGUCUGAUGAAGGAGAUGAAGAACAAAGGAUAAUGGCAUAUCUUCCAGAACUUGCUCUUACAAAACAAACAAACAAUGAAUAUCAACAAAUGUAUGACAAUAAUAAAUCAGAAAAGGAUAAUAACAAUGAAAAUAAAGCUAAUAAUAGCAGUAAUUCAGCAACAGAGUUAUCAAGUGCAAUAAAUACACUAGUCGCAUCUCAUAACUCGAUUAAAAGGGAAUUAGAAAAUGACACCUCACAGCGAAGUUCAUGGCAAACAUUCAUAACCUGUGAAACAGCAAGGACAGAAGAUAUGAUGAUGAAUUCUAUAAACGGGGCAGAAACUAGAAAUAGGAUCUCUAUUUACAGAGCAAAGUUAACUAUCCCUUUAAUAACUCAUACGUGA